Molecule: messenger RNA, 1236 nt
Organism: Colletotrichum gloeosporioides
Lineage: Eukaryota; Fungi; Ascomycota; Sordariomycetes; Glomerellales; Glomerellaceae
Exons: 3
Coding region: 1-1236 (411 amino acids)
Molecular function (GO): molybdenum ion binding; catalytic activity; pyridoxal phosphate binding
Source: RefSeq, a predicted model, not a curated record
AUGGGCACCAACAUUAAUAUCACGGACAUACCGAUAGUCUUCCUACCCGCGAUCACGACGAAUACCGCUGUUAUUGUCGUCGCAGCGCUGAUUGCGACUCUGUUCAUCAGCAGCCAACUAUUGCAGUCUAACUCAACGUCAGGAGACUCAUUAGAGAUCACACAGCUGUACUGUUACCCCGUCAAAGGUCUCCGAGGAUGCGCUUUGCAACAAGCUCACCUAGGAAAAUACGGGUUUAUAGGGGACCGAACAUUUUCUCUGCAGAGAGUCCGUCGUGAUGGCGAUAACAACGAGGGCAAGAGAUACGAGACAAUGUUAGCCGGGUAUUACCUGCAACUUGCACUAUUCCAAGCGACAGUAGAAUUUGACGGAAGAAGCGAAAAUUCAAGCAGAGGCGAAGUUGUAGUAAGGUGGUAUGGCGGCAACACCGACUUUGGUGCAGCUACAAGAGAGGCCGGGGUCAACACCAAGGACGAGAUCCGAUUUCCUCUUACACCCUCCACCCAAGGCUGCGAUGAGUACAGCAUCAGCUUGCAUGCCAGCGACGCGAAAGCAUACGAUAUGGGCGAUGAGUUGUCAUCCUGGUUUUCGGAACGGCUGGGGUUUGAAACCAGAUUGGCUUAUAUUGGCAACGGAUCACGACCAGUCCUCGGCUCAAUGGCGCCUCACAGCAAAGGUGGGCUCAAAAGGGCUCGGCUCCUGCAACGUAUCCAGUCACUUGUACCAUUCUUUUCCCUCCCGGAAGAGCGACUGGUCUUCAAUGAUCUGGCUCAUUAUCUUGUGGUCACCGAAGAGUCCAACGACCAGGUUACAUCUCGAUUAGACGGGGACUAUCGAAUGGACAUCACCAAGUUUCGUCCAAACAUCGUCGUGAAAGAUGCAUCAGGCCCUUUUGUGGAAGACUUCUGGGGAGAGUUGACGUUCGGUGGAGGGGUUCAAAUGCCGCUAACAGCCAACUGCUACCGGUGUCAGAGUAUCACUGUAGACUUUGCUACUGGGAAGACGGCAACCGAUGAUCGUGGUAUGGCUUGGAAGAAGUUGAACAAGGACCGUCGAGUUGAUAAGGGCGCCAAGUACAGUCCGGUUUUUGGAAGAUAUGGGUAUUGUUUCGGUUCUUCAGUCGGCAAGAGUAUGAAAGUCGGCGAAAGUGCCAAGGUUACUCAUGUCAACGCGGCGAGAACCACAUUUGACUGGCCGCAUCUAACUACCUUCGGUCUCAACCAAACAAAGAGGUAG